Messenger RNA from Oncorhynchus keta (chum salmon), 1332 nucleotides. Its product is annotated as pleckstrin homology domain-containing family D member 1-like. The transcript has 13 exons. The coding region runs from base 1 to 1332 and encodes 443 amino acids. The record is from RefSeq and is a predicted model, not a curated record. Lineage: Eukaryota; Metazoa; Chordata; Actinopteri; Salmoniformes; Salmonidae.
AUGAGACCAGAGGGCUCUAAGGAGGAGGUGGGGGGUCUGGAGGGGGAGGGCUCGGAGGCUGAACCUGGGUGUCUGGAGGGCUCGGAGGCUGAAGAUGGAUUCUUCAUCAUCAAAGACAGUUUCCUGCUCUACUAUGCGGAGAAUGAGAAGAGAAGCUUCGAGACCAACAAACACUUUAACAUCCACCCCAAGGGUGUGAUCCCUUUAGGAGGCUGUGUUGUGGAUCCGAAGGAAGACCAGGGCAUGCCAUUCGCCAUGGUUAUAAAUCAUGCCGACUUCACUGGUAACAUUGUCCUGGCUGCAGAGAAUGAGGCAGAACAAAACCAGUGGCUGGAGAUGCUGCAGGAGUCUGGCAGAGUCACCUGGAAGAACGCCCAACUGGGAGAAGCCAUGAUAGAGAGCCUGGAAGCCCAGGGACUGCAGCUGGCCAAGGAGAAGCAAGAGUACCUGGACAAGCUGAUGGAGGAGACAGAAGAACUGAGCCUGCAGCGAGAACAGAAGGAGCAUCUGGAACGUCUGAACCUGGUUCUGGAGGAGGAGAAGCAGAAGUUUGAGGAGCUGGUGAUGGAGCUUAGAGCAGAGCAGGAUCAGAUCAAACUGUCCAUCUGCUGUGGGUUUGAUGCUCUCAGUGUGGAGAGUGUUGCUAUUACACUGUGUGGUGAGCUGUCCCAUGAGAAGCAGCGAACCCUGGAGUUGUUGAGGGAGAAGGAGCUUGAGCAGGGGGCUGAGCAUCCAGAGAAGGACGAGGAGCAGGAGGUGCAGCCUGGUGACACGGGACUGCGAUCGGAGCUGAGACACAUUGAAGAGCAGAUGAGGGAACUGCAGAGAGAGAAGGAGCAGGCUGAGGAGAGGCAAACAGAGAAUGAGCAGCGUGCCACAGUUCUGCAACAGGAAAAGAGUUCUACUCCUGUGGAGAUUGAGUCUCGUAUGGAGCUGGAGCGGAGGUUGAAGCAGGCUGAGGAGGCUCUACGGAACCUGGAGAAAGGUCUGAGCUCUCUGGAACGCUCCAAAGAGAAGGAUGACAAGAUGAAGGGAGACGUCAACAACCUCAGGAAGAUCGAGGCCAAGCUCCCUUCUAUAAUGAAGAAUGCUGUGUAUCUCCACAAGGCUACAGCACGACGCAUUAAGAGCUGUCGGAUUCAGAGACGCGCCUCCAAACACCACUGGUUGAAACACUCCCAGUCAUUCGUGGUUGCCCGUGGCGAUGGCGCCAGCAUGGAGGACCUGAGGGAGACUGCCCGGCGACUGACCUCCGACAGCUGUUUCAGGAAGAGCGUCUACAAGAUCAUCACACGCCACGACCAGGAGACCUCCGCCAAGAAAGAUGACUGA